This is a messenger RNA of Thermothielavioides terrestris NRRL 8126, 297 nucleotides long. RefSeq lists its product as uncharacterized. The annotation marks the transcript as partial. The record is from RefSeq and is a predicted model, not a curated record. The transcript is spliced from 3 exons. NCBI's taxonomy places the organism in Eukaryota, Fungi, Ascomycota, Sordariomycetes, Sordariales, Chaetomiaceae.
UAUAACUUUAAUAAUAUGCUUAUAGUCACUAUCGGAAGAUCAUUGAACAAGUUAGUAUAUAGCUUUAAACUAUAUUCUAUCUUAGAUAUACUUCACUGUGAAAAGGGUACUAUUACCUUCGCUAAAGCUAUUAGCGCUAUCGUAAAGAUAUAUUAUAACGAUAAGUAUAUACCUACUAAGUUUAAAGUAGGAGAUACCGUAGGACUAUUUAAGAUUGUCUAUAAAAUCGAUAGGAACGUCUAUAAGCUUGACUUUCUAGCUAGUUGGAAAGUCUAUCCUAUAGUUUCAGUUUCCUAG